This is a messenger RNA of Geodia barretti, 3058 nucleotides long. The record is from the annotation of a GenBank genome assembly. Lineage: Eukaryota; Metazoa; Porifera; Demospongiae; Tetractinellida; Geodiidae.
UACCUCACAGAGAGCCACAGCAGUCUAGCAGAGUCCCAACUAGGACUUAUCAGAAGUCGGUUUAGUCAGUUGAAUGAAACGGCUCGUGCGCAAGUGAAAAGCCCCGCAGUCUCCGGCGGAAAGAAGACAUAUCUUCAUGUUGAAUUGAUGGAGAAGGUGAAAGAGCUAAAGAUGUUGAAUCUGUUUGCUGCACAGCUGCUGUGUGAGCAGUUUCAUCACGACUCAACUCUUAAACCCUCUCCUUUGCAGGAGUGUGAGGUCUUAUUGGAACUCGCUGAAGUUCGACUCUCUAUUGGACCGCUCUCCUCUGCCCUUCAGUUGGCACAGGAUCUCCUCAAAAUGAGUCAGACACAUUGCCUAGGUAUGGAGUUCAAUAUUGAGCUUCUUUUAGGACAUGCCUUUCGAGCCACAGGAAAGUUUGGCGAGGCUUGUGAGCAUUAUAAGAAAGCUGAGUUUCGCACGAGCCUCUCUCCAUGUGAAGACAGCAAGAUCCUUGCUUUCAUCUACCAACAAAUCUGUACCUAUGAAAUGGGAAAGAACACAGAGGCUCUGUCCAAGUUGAGUCCGCUGGUCAGUAAUCCUUCGCUUAGCAAUUUCACCGAAGGCUUGCUGAAUGAGGCACUCGGCAGCAUCUAUCGCUCCAUAGCCAACUGGCACAGUGCUGUCCAGUUCUUCGAAGAGUCCAUUCGUUUGGCCGAUGAAGCAGGGGAUAAGGUGCGUGUGGCAGAGAGAAGAGCACUGCUUGGUAGAGUUUAUCGUUCGUCAGGCCAGUAUCAACGAGCUCUUGAACUCCAGGAGCAAUUUUACGAGUUUGCCUUGUCCCGAGGAGACAAAUCCUCCCUGGCUUCAGCUUGUGGGUUCAUUGGUUUCACAAACUACUCUUUAACUCAACCUGAUUAUGACAAGGCCGUCACUUUUCUCGCAACACGCCUGCAUCUUUCAACAGAGCUUGAAGACAGGCAGGGGUUCAGAUGGUGCCUCAAUAACAUUGGAAAGUGCUACUUGGACCUUAAACGCCCCGAAAUAUCUCUCGAGCUCUUUAGGGUCUCUGCUGAGAUUGCCAAGGAGUUGAAUAGCCUGUUAGGCGAGGGCACGGCUUACGGGAACAUGGGUACAGCAUUUCGGGCCUUGAAGAGACACAGAGAUGCCGUCACGUAUCAUUUACUCUAUGCAGAGAAUGCAGAGAAGCGACUAGACACUGGAGGAAUGGCCAUAAUGCAAAAUGAACUUGCUCUUGACUACCUGCUGGUCGGGGAUCUCGACAGUGCUCGGAAAUAUUGUCUUCUUGCUCUGAAAACCGGGCUAGAAAUUCGAGCCAGGCUUUCCCAGGAGGACGACGUCCUUAAGAUUUCCAACUUUGACAAAAACCAGGCUAAAGCGUACGCCAUGCUCCAGUGUAUUCUUGUAAGGCAAGGUCUUAUCGAGGCCAGUCUCCUUGUGUCUGAAAUGGGAAGGGCCCGAGCACUGGCCGACCUUGUAAAAAGGGGCUCCAAGGCAUCUUCUAGUUUCCUUGAGAAAAUUGACCAGAUUGUGGACGAGGAGGGAAACAUCUCGCCCGAGGCAGUGGCAGAGGCAAUGAGAGAGGUUGGCCUGCUCGUCAGGAGGCUAAAGUCUAAUCUUGUAGUUUAUUCACUAGUGGAAAGCCCUGCAGAUGAAAAGGUUAGAGAAACAAACCUUUAUACGUGGCUUGUGCAAUGCCGGAAUGACGACGACCGGGUUGAGGUUACCUUCAGAAGUGUUGUUCUUGGCGAAGUUGAGGCAGCGAAAAGUUCUUUCGUGCUUAACGAGAGUUACUACAGUAACCUCGUGAGAGAAGUCGGAGUAGAGGGAAGUAAUUUUGCCUCUCUUGAACAUCAGAGUCUCCAUGAGGUAUCUCUCACUGCGACAGAUAAAUCGUCAAAUGAUCGUAGUGGUCCAGAGUCAGAUGGAGCCACAAGAGAUAUUAAACGAAGGAAGAAAAAAGUAGCUGAUGCCAGGGAAGACAAGCUUACUCAACUCUACAACCUCCUGGUAUCACCAAUAGAAGCUCAUAUUGCUAGGGAGAGUGAAGUGGAUGUACCUCGAGUAACUUUAAUUCCUCAGGGCCACCUCUUCAACGUCCCAUUUCCAGCUUUGAAAGGCCCCAGAGGCUACAUGAUACAACAGUUUGUCAUCUCUCUCUCUCCCUCUAUGUACCUUCUUCAUCUCGCCUCGGGCAAGGGGGUAACCUCUCCUUUCGCUCAACCAGAUAGUAUUAAAGCUCUGAUCGUGGGAGACCCAAAGAUGCCACUGGAAUCUAUUUCCCAGCUGCCUGGGGCACAAACCGAGGCCGACACUAUUCACUCCAUCAUUGGAGGUAAGCUCCUCUGUGGUGCCAUUGCAAGCAAAGCCGCAGUCAUAGCCCAUCUUCCCUCCCACAAUGUAAUACACCUCGCAACGCACGCGAUUCUCGGGAACUCAGUUUCCGAGUUAGAUUCUUCUGAUGCACACAGAGACGGCGACUACUCGAUAAAGGGAGCCGUUGUACUGGCAAAAUCAGACGCAUCAUGUAGUGGAAUACUCACGUCAACUGAGAUUCAGAAGCUACCGCUUAGUAGCGAGCUCGUGGUUCUUAGCUGCUGUCGUACUGGGCGUGGGAAGGUGACGGGCGACGGAAUAUUGGGUCUCUCGCGUUCAAUCAUCAGUGCAGGAGCGGACAGUCUUAUAGUGACCCUGUGGGCCAUUCACGACGACUCUUCCCCGAUAUUAAUGGAGCGAUUCUACCGACAGUACAAGGAGAGUAGAGACGGUCCCUCUGCCCUCCGUGAAGCAACACUCCAUCUUAUCAAGACUGGAUACGGUCCAGGUCACUGGGGGGCAUUCUGUUUUCUUGGUGUCUCUCCAGCCAUCAAACCCGUAAACGCUACCCACUAAUGUUUAGUAUAUAUAUUAUGCAUACAUAAUUUGAUGGAAACAUUUUACUAAUCGUUAUGUCACUUCAGGUAUAAUAUUAUAUAAAGUCACAGAUGCACAAUCACACUAACUAAGCCAAACUAAUUUGUUUUAGCUACACACAUAGUUUUGUUGCAUUAUAUUACUC